AUGGUAGCCGAGCCAGAUAUCGCAAAUUAUUUAGAUAUGUGAGACCAAAACUAUUCCGCUCAUUGCUUAAUGGCACAUUUAAGUGCUUAACGUGCAAACCAGAUACAUCGAUCGGCUAUCAAUCGAGAUAUUGAUUGAGACUUUUUCACGUGACACACAUGCAUACAAGCUUUUCGAGGUAGACCAGUCAAUCCUUCGGGAACUACUCGAUAUUGUUAAAUAAUGCAGGUGGUAGUUCAAAUGAAUGUUUCUCUUCUGGACUGGUGUUGUAAACACGCAAAGAUCUAGUUGCACGCCUUUAAUCAGAAAGAGCGGUCUUUCACUUUCUAAUUUAACCACAACAUCUUUCUUUUUAGCAUGAGUUCUACUUCACAAAAACACAGAAACUUUGUGGCGGAGCCUAUGGGUGAAAAGCUUGUGACUGAGCUUGCAGGAAUUGGUCCAGUCCUGGGGGAAAGACUGACCGAGAAGGGCUUUGACAAGGCCUAUAUUGUGUUGGGCCAAUUCCUUCUUCUGAAGAAAGAUCAAGAAAUGUUUAUGGAAUGGAUUAAAGACACAUGUGCAGCUAACAAGAAGCAGGGAUCAGAUUGUCACAAUUGUUUAAAAGAAUGGUGUGAUGCUUUCCUGUAAGAACUUCCUGAUAAUAUACAACAUAACCUUUAUUGUGUUUAAAUGUAAAUGGUUGUUUCAUUUUCUAGGGUUAUCACUUCAUAGUAGCAAUUUCAUUCACCUUAUCAAAUUAAUUAAGCAGAUAACUGAAAAACAACAAUAAAAAUUAGUUUUGUUAUUA
Molecule: messenger RNA, 790 nt
Organism: Pocillopora meandrina
Lineage: Eukaryota; Metazoa; Cnidaria; Anthozoa; Scleractinia; Pocilloporidae
Source: the annotation of a GenBank genome assembly